GCUGAUAUAUGCUGGGGCCAGCAAAAUCUGUCUGCGGAGAGGGCUCCUGUCUGUCUGCGGCAAAGUGAGUCAGUCAGCUCUGGCGGAGGAACUGAUUGCACUCCCGCAAAGGGCAAAAGACCUGCGUUGUUGCAACGCGCCUGGUGUGUGGAGCGAGUGUGACGCCCGCGUGGAUGGCUGGCUGCCUGGGAGGUAGUAAAUGAUCCUUACACACACACAAACACAUGCGGACACACACGCACAUUGACGUACGUACCAUCACGAGAAAGUCAGUGAGUGAGUCAUGGACAUAUAUAAUGGCUGAGUGAGUGAGUGAGUGCAUUGCAUGCAUCGCUGUACACACCCAAGUGAGUCACACACGGAGGUAUGGUGGCGGCCACAUGCACCGAUCCCAUCAAUGGACACGCACGCACACACGCAAGUAUGCACACACACAAGCCAGCACACACCACGCAGCCAGCAACCAUGUGUGUCUAGGCCGGGGGGUGGAAACACUGCACUGCGCAAGUCAGUCUGCCCGUGGCAGCGACAUCGGCUCGCUUUGCGAGCGUCAGUCGCGGGCAGGGAAUGCACCACACUUAUAAAUACACAGCAACGGAGGCAGCCAAUCACAUCCAUGGAAAAGAGCCGCUCUCUCUCUCAGCGACACACGGACCCCACAUACGAACAGCCAGACGACUAGAGGCGAAGGCAUCCAUCCCAGCAUCCAUCCAUCCAUCCAUGUAUAGUGCCAUGUCUGUAUCCCCUGGUGCACUGGGUGGGUGGGUGCUGUCCCGAUCGCCCGUUUGUGUGUCAGCCGGCAGUCCGCCCGUGUCGUAUGUCGUCAACCUGACCACACACAAAGGGGCAAGAGAGAACAAUAUGUGUGUGAGGGUAUUCGUCCCACAUGAGCGUGUGUGUGCAAGCACACCUGAUGUGCCUUUGUUGGGUAUCGAGAGGCCUCUGAUCAACAGGCCUCCCGACAACAGAAUUUAUCGAGAAGAACGUCUGAAAGCGGGACCAGAAGACAUGGUCUGAUCUGAUCUGAUCUGUGUGAGUGGGUGUGGGUGUGUGUGCCAGCUCGGCUGCUCACCAGUUUGUGUGGUCCGGUGGGUCGGGGGAUUAUAGGUAGGGAAGGUAGUGUGGUGGUGAUGGCUUGACUACGGCUUCGUUACGCAGCUGCACACCAGCACCCACACACACAUCCAUGGGAUGCACUGCAAUGUGUGUGUGUGUGUGUGUGUGCUCCCAGUACCCUCGUGUGCUCGCACCGUACCUCUAUCGAAUCGCAUGCCGUGGCGAUGUUUCGGGUCAACGUCUUUCGGUCGACAAACAGGACGCGUCCCUGGAGGGCACCCAAACAGAUCAGGCAGGCCUGCAGACAAUGCCUGGUGUGGGUGUGUUGUUGGCAAAUUGCUGGCUGCUCACCGAUGGAUGGGCACGCUGAGGUCGAGGGAGGCGUGGCGUGUUUAGGGACGGCCGUGUGUGGGGAUGAGACAGUGUGUCUGUCUCUGUGGCCCCCCUCGUCAAGGUGUUCAAGACCACUCACUCACUGAGGAGUGCGCGGCUUACUAACCUGCAGACACACAGCACAUCGGUGGUUGGGUGUCUGUUCGUCUGUGUGUCUGUUCGUCUUUGCCAUCCGGACAUACCGAGACGAGGAGGGCCCUCGAGUCAGCCAACAAAGUCGUCCAUUAGUUGACGUGACGGAAACGGCCGAUAUAAUCUAAUCGCCUACACGUGGAGACAUGGGUCGAUGGACACAUGAGCGGGCUGUCUCCUGUGUGUUUGUGUGUGUGUGUGUGUAUGUGACCGCCCGACUGCUGGCUGCUCACCAGUGGUGGAGUGACGUCCGCACAAGAAUGCGUCGCUCGAUGGAUGAAUGGCUUCUUCGCUACCCAUGAGAGACACGCAAGAUGGCUUCACCCACUAUGGCUUCGUUGCGCUGCACGCCACCACAAACACCCACAGAUGCGACAAUGUAUUGGUUUCUGUCGUCUGUUCUGUGCUCCAUCGGACUCACCAUGCGUUGAUAUCUGGGCAUAUGGAUGUAUAUACUUGGCGGAUAUGAGGGCGUCGAGGAGACGUGGGGCGUGUUUAGGGACGGCCGUGUGUGUCACCGUGUGUGUGGAAGACAGGCAGACACACUGUCUGUCUCUGUGGGCCCCCUCGUCAAGGUGUUCAAGACCACUCCACUCACUGGGGAGUGGGCGGCUUACUAACCUGCACACAAAGGAGACAGAAAGGUCGACCGAUGUCUCCCUCUGUCUGUCUGUCUGUCUGUCUGUGAUGAGCGGCAUAUUGGUGUAUGCGUAGGUACUUACCCAGACGAGAAGGGCCCUGAGGGAGCGGCCUGGGGUGGCGGGAGAAGGACACAGCGAUGGCGAAGAACAGCUGCCGUCCGGCCAAAUAAAGGCGAGCGUCCCGAAGGAAUGACUUGCCAUAGCCGAGCGGCAGCCGAUUUACGCCCCUCCGCGAAGGUAGCCGCUCUCUUGUAGAUGGCCAGAAGGAGGGCAAAGCAGCGGCGGCCUUCAAGAAUGCCUGAAAGCCAACAGGCACAUUUGUGUCUGGUAUGGUCUGGUGUGGUUGGGUGGGGGGGUGGUUGAUUGCUCACCGACAACUGCAGCUGGCAGGGCGUGGCGUUAUCCGUGUGUUUGUCGUUUGUUUCAUGGCUUCGUUGCGCAUGUGUCGUGACACCUGCACACACCCACACACACACAUUGCACAUUGCGUGUGUUGACUCCCAGCAUCCCUACCUCUGUCGUAGAAUCUGUUGUAUAAAGCCGUCGCGCCAAUGGAACUUCGGCCGGUAUACGCCACUGCAGAGAAGACAAACAGAAGGAGGUGAGAUUGAUGGCGUCCUGUCGGCUGUUCUGUGUUGUGUCGGACUCACCGUUGGUAGAUAGAGGACGGUCGUGAGCUCGCCCUCGAGGAUGGGCAUGUGUGUGUGGGUGGGCGAGAGAGACGAUCGUCUGAGCCAUCCGUUCUCGAUGGACGGGAUACGGCCAAAACGGCCUUCCCCCGCCCAUCGUGGGCUGGCUCGGACGGCGGACUGACAUGGCCCACCUGCCAAGGCACACACACGAGACACACGUGAGCCCACCGAUGGGCACUGCCUGGCUGAGUCCAGUGCCCGCUCACGUACCCUCUUCAGGUCGCCUCGCCCGUAUCAUCCCGCCUCGGCUCGGUAAUUGGGUACACAUGUUGUUGUCGGGCCCCUCGACAGCGAUGGAAUGCGCCGCGCCUCUUCGGCUCGGGGAGGGCGCUUGCCGAGUCGAAACCGUCGGCUGCUCCGGCGCCGCGCUCGUGGCAGCAUCCACAGUGUCCAGCCCGUCUCCCAGCCAGCAGCCGUCAGAUGCACGGAGGCAGCCAAAGGGGGCGUCGCCAGUCAGAGGUGGGCGGCUUUGGUGAGGUGAAAUGAGACAGAAAGCACCUGAAGGACACGACAAGUGGAUCCAUAACACACACAUCGACUGGUCGGUGGCGGGCGCACCUCUUGCUCUUGUGCGUGUGGGGGGGCUGGUGGGGGGCGGGCGGGGCGGAUAGCAGGAAUAGCUAGGAAUGUGUGUGGAGGGGCAUCUGGGUGAGUGCAUCGAGGGCAACAGAGAGACACACGAGCCAUGCACGAGUGUGGGUGGGGUGGGGGGAGGGGUACCCAUUCACUCACCGCUGUGGUAUAGCGGGAUAUAUACAUACAUGGGGGUCGGGCGGGGCUUCGCUAAGUCAAUACAUAAGUGUCAUCUGAAGUGAGGAAACAUUGACUUGACGUUGAUGGGCUCUUCCGUGUGUAUAUGUGUGUGUGUGUCGAUUGCCUGACUGAGAGCUCACCUUUGAUGGACAAGUAGCAGACUGCACACACCGACAGACAGACAGACAGACAGACAGAAAGAACGUGUCAACAGUGGCGCUGCACUGCAAGCUCUCUGCCUGCCUGCCUGCCUGCCUGCCUCAACUAACUUACCUUUGGUAUCUGUCAAGGUCGUUGAGUUGUUGACCGGGGUAGACAGGGGUCGGUCGGGCGGGGCGGGGCGGGGCGGUCAUUUGGGGGUGACUACAGUGUGUGUACUUUGUGGCGGCUUCGUUGACAAUGAACUACUAUGUGUAGUCAGCCUAAAAAAGAAACGAAGGCACGAACAGCAGCAAGACUCAGGUGAUUGGUAAGUAGACUAACGACUUGUUGGGCUGGCUGACAUCUCAUUCUCUCACCCUGGGUGAGUCGAGUAGGGCGGGGGUCCGCGGCUCAGCACACGCGGGCCAGAUCAGUGCAACGGUACUGUAUAUAUGGUGGUGGCUUCCUCCUGGCACACACACACACACACAGACACACACAGACACACACACACACAGAGAGAGAGAGAGAGAGAGAGAGAGACGAGCACAGCGGUUCGAUCCACACGGCUGGUCGGUCGAUCUAUCUGUGUGCGAACCUUACUUACCGGUAGGGCCAGUGGGCUGCUUCAGGUAGGUGCAUAUCUGUUGGCUUCGUUAGUUAAGCAUUACACAACUGAGGGAGAAAGGAGCCACCCAGACAUCACAAAGGUGGAUGGACCGGCUGGCAUCUAUCUCACUCACCUUGGGUGAAUGGCGGCGUCCGCCCCUCGGCACUCGUGUUCCCGAUGAGUGGCUCGCUUCCUUUGUUGUGUUGUGUGGGCUGCGGGUGCAAAGCCCACCUGAAAAGACCUGCACACGUCAGUCAGCGCCACACACAUCACAUCCCUCCAUGUACACGUGGCCCUCCGCCUGCCCGUCAGUCUCGCCAUGACGUCAAGACACUUACCAGUCGGGGUAAAUGGACCGCAGCGAACGGAGGAAGACACGGACAGACCAGAAGGGGCGAUCGAUCGGGAGCAGCCUCACCACUGCACACCUGAGGCGCACACAGACAGACAAAGCAGUGGAUGACCGACAGGUGUCUUGAUGUGGUGCGUGUGUGUCGUCGUGUCGUGCGCACCAGGGUCAGGUGAAAUGGCCAGCAGAUGGAUGGAUGGAUGGACAAGUGGACAAGUGGACGGACCAUACAUACACACGCCAGCCAGCCAGCCAGCCAGCCAGCCAGUUAGCCAAAACUCACCCCGAUCGGACGGACACACACGCCCUCAAGACACUUACAAACCUCAGCCAGACGAAGAAUAGCUCAGGCUCACCGACACACACCCACCCGCCACCAGCCAUCCGCAGACAGACAUGCAGCAGCGCCCAUCCACACACACGCGGCCGCCACCAUACCAAAAAUAGCACUGAGACAUGAAUGCACACAUCAGCCUCACAGGAAAAAUAGCACUCAGACACGAAUGAACACAUCAGCCUCACAGGGGCGGGCAGGCAGGCGGGCAGGCAGGCAGGCAGGCAGUAGUAUACACUGGUGUACAGGUAGGCUUUUUUUGGGUGCUUGGGCUUUUCUGUUGUUUUUGGCUUUUCUCCCCGCUCGCUGCCUCGUC
Molecule: messenger RNA, 5417 nt
Organism: Vitrella brassicaformis
Lineage: Eukaryota; Vitrellaceae
Source: the annotation of a GenBank genome assembly